Molecule: messenger RNA, 916 nt
Organism: Vigna angularis (adzuki bean)
Lineage: Eukaryota; Viridiplantae; Streptophyta; Magnoliopsida; Fabales; Fabaceae
Exons: 3
Coding region: 498-761 (87 amino acids)
Biological process (GO): pyrimidine nucleobase biosynthetic process; CTP biosynthetic process
Molecular function (GO): identical protein binding; CTP synthase activity
Source: RefSeq, a predicted model, not a curated record
UUUCCCAUAUUUAAUUCUAAAGAUUAUGGGUUAGAUGGAAGUUGAAAACUAAAAAUUGAAAAUGAAUUAUACUUAGAAAACAGUGGGAGAAAAUAAUAUUCAUAUCCAUAUUUUUAGUACUAUAUUCUAAGGCAACCACCAAGUUUCUUCUCACUUGGUGGUGGGAUCGGCUAUAUUUUAAAGCAACUAAUUUACAAUGACUUUUCUUUCAUGCAGGGGAUAUUGAGUCCAUGCCUUUUAUUGAAGCACUGCUGGAACCGUAUUUAUGCAGUUUAAUUUGUUAAUUUCAUGGUUUUGAUGGUUUUCUUUUUUUCUUUUUUCUUUUAAAAUUGAAUUUCAUACUUUUGCAUUUUAAGUGGUUUAAGUUCAUGCAAUAUCCUAAACCUUUUCCUUUGAAUUUAUCCUAAAGUGUUUGGGUCUUCAAACUAAUUCCUUUAUCAUUUACAGUGUUGCAGCAGAGCCUAAUUUGAAGGAGUCGACUGCAAGGAAAAAAAUUUAUGACAGAUGUGAUGAAACUUGGCCAAUGUGGAGCUUACAACAAUUGUUACGUGCCUCAGGUUAGAAUUCCAAUGGUGGGAAAAUACACAGGCCUUUCAGAUGCAUAUCUUUCUGUUCUGAAGGGCGUUGAUGGUGUUCUAGUUCCAAGAGGUUUUGGUGAUGGAGGAGUGCAAGGGAAAAUUCUUGCGACUAAGUAUGCUGGAGAACAUAGUGUUCCAUUUUUGGGCAUUUGCUUGGGGAUGCAAAUUGUUGUCAAUGAGUAGAGAUUUGUUCAUGGGUAGACAAUGUGAAUCAACUACUACUGCAUCAUUUAACACAAGUGUAUAUGAAUCAUUUAAAUAUGCAUAAUAUAAAUGAUGUAUUAAAUAUUACACUAUUUAAUGUUUGAAAUGAAUUUUAUUUUGUUAGUUUCAUUAAA